Dictyostelium purpureum is the source of this 324-nucleotide messenger RNA. RefSeq lists its product as uncharacterized. The record is from RefSeq and is a predicted model, not a curated record. Bases 1 to 324 code for a protein of 107 amino acids. The transcript has a single exon. NCBI's taxonomy places the organism in Eukaryota, Evosea, Eumycetozoa, Dictyosteliales, Dictyosteliaceae.
AUGAUUCAUAUUUUAUUAAUGUGCAUUUUUUUAUUUAUUGUUGUUGUUGCCAUUUUUUAUUAUUGUUAUGGAAAGUUCAUCUUCAAGAAAAACAACCGUUGCCGUUGCCGUUGCUCUACCAUUAAAGGGGAAUACUGCUCACAUUGUGCCUUUAAUUCCGAUUUCUGGGAAAAGGUACAUAUAGAAAGUCUACAUCUUGGAUACGAUCAUAGACACUAUCGUGACAGACUACAUGGUAUACACUCAUUUGAAAGAUCUAUCCUCGAUGAUGAACAAGUACAACAAAAUCUAAGACUAUACCAUCAACAAACAAAACAACAAUAA